AUGACCAGAAAAGUCACCAUCUACUGCGCUGUGGUGCUCCUGCUUCUCUGCCAAGUCGGGGCGAAGCCUAUGUCCAGUUUACAGACUCUAAUGCAUCUUUUAGAAGAAGAAAAUAUCAAUAACAACCUCUAUGUGGGCUCAGAUGAGACGCUCCUACGGGAGCUGGACGAAACAACCGCCGAAUCUGAAUCCUUCAACACGGGUUCCGAACUACCUUGGGGCCGCAUCUCCAGGGGCCUGGACUCGCAGUCCUCCAAAGAGAUCAAAAUGACGAGGCUCCUGAACGAUAUCCUGACCUCUUCGAAGCGGUCCACAGGAAGGUUGAAAAAGAAAGGAUCGAGAAGCUGCUUCGGGGUCAGACUGAACCUGAUCGGCUCAAUGAAUGGACUGGGAUGUUAA
Messenger RNA from Polyodon spathula (Mississippi paddlefish), 399 nucleotides. RefSeq names its product C-type natriuretic peptide 3-like. Gene Ontology annotation, cellular component: extracellular region. Gene Ontology annotation, molecular function: hormone activity; hormone receptor binding. The record is from RefSeq and is a predicted model, not a curated record. Lineage: Eukaryota; Metazoa; Chordata; Actinopteri; Acipenseriformes; Polyodontidae. Bases 1 to 399 code for a protein of 132 amino acids. The transcript is spliced from 2 exons.